Molecule: messenger RNA, 2328 nt
Organism: Malus domestica (apple)
Lineage: Eukaryota; Viridiplantae; Streptophyta; Magnoliopsida; Rosales; Rosaceae
Product: cationic amino acid transporter 8, vacuolar-like
Biological process (GO): amino acid transport; transmembrane transport
Cellular component (GO): plasma membrane
Molecular function (GO): amino acid transmembrane transporter activity
Source: RefSeq, a predicted model, not a curated record
AGAGGAGAAGGUUACAGGAUGAGGGAGCGCAGGCAAUCCAGCUCCAAUUAUAAUUCCCCAGUAAUUGUUUCCUUCCAUAAUUCACCCGCCAUCAACCACCUCUUCGUCUCCAAGUCCAACUCCAACUCCAACUCCAACUCCAACACCAACACCAACACCAGCAUCUGCAACACUUCAAAACCUACCAACCCUCAGAGCCGCCGUAAACCGCCAUGGAUUUACAUCCCGUGCAGGAAGACCAGCAGGACCCAAAACCCAGAAGCUACUGGAGCAGAUGGAGCAAGCAGGACUUCUUCCCAGAACCCUCAUUCCAGAACUUCAAUUCCUACAAGGACGCACUCUCCCACACCCCCUCCCGCCUUAAGGACCGCCUCUUCCACCGCUCCUCCGACUCCUUCGAGCUCCUCCAGCUCCCCAAACAGAGCGAGAAUCGCAUGAAGCGCUGCCUCACCUGGUGGGACUUAAUCUGGCUCGGCGUCGGCUCCGUCGUUGGUUCAGGCAUUUUCGUCAUCACUGGGCAGGCAACCCGCGUGAACGCCGGUCCGGCCAUUGUUCUCUCCUACGCCAUCUCUGGCUUCUCUGCUUUGCUCUCGGUUUUGUGCUACUCAGAGUUCGCCGUCGAAGUCCCAGUUGCCGGCGGGUCGUUUUCGUAUCUUCGGAUCGAGUUGGGGGACUUUGUGGCGUUCAUUGCUGUGGGGAACAUCCUCCUGGAGGCUCUGGUGGGUUCGGCAGGGCUCGGAAGGUCUUGGUCUUCUUACUUUGCCAGCAUUUUAAGGACUGAUGACACCGAUUUUCUGCGAAUUCGUGUAAAGUCUCUGCCUGAUGGGUUUAAUCUUUUGGACCCAAUAGCUGUUGUGGUGCUUUUGGUUGCUAAUAGUAUUGCAAUAAGUGGGACUAGGAGGACUUCUGUGUUGAAUUGGAUUGCUUCCAUAGCUAGUGGUUUGAUCAUAGUGUUUAUAUUGAUUGUUGGGUUUGUUAAGGGAAAGACUGAGAAUUUGGUGCCCUUUUUCCCAUAUGGGGCAAAGGGCGUUUUCGAGGCGGCUGCUGUUGUGUACUGGUCUUAUACUGGUUUCGAUAUGGUUGCCAAUAUGGCCGAGGAAGCGAAGAAACCCUCGAGGGACAUACCGGUUGGUUUGGUUGGUUCUAUGAGUCUGAUCACAGUGGUUUAUUGCUUGAUGGCUUUGGUGUUGAGUAUGAUGCAGAAAUACACUCAAAUCGAUAAAGAUGCCGCUUAUUCGGUUGCUUUUGAGGCAAUUGGGAUGAGUUGGGCUAAGUACUUAGUGAGUAUAUGUGCCCUCAAGGGAAUGACUACAAGUCUGCUGGUUGGGUCUAUGGGGCAAGCUAGGUAUACCACUCAGAUUGCAAGAGCACAUAUGAUCUCACCCUGGUUUGCUUUGGUUCACCCGAAAACUGGAACCCCCAUUUAUGCUACUGCAUUGGUAACCUUAAUUAGUGCGGUUGUUGCUCUAUUCACUAGUCUGGAUGUGCUGUCGAGCGUCUUCUCUUUCAGUACGCUCUGCAUAUUUAUGUUUGUGGCUAUUGCAUUGCUUGUGAGGCGAUAUUAUGUUAAGGAUGUGACGCCAACGAUUGAUUUGGUCCAAUUCCUUGUAUGUUUGUUCUUAAUAAUCGGUGGUUCUACUGGAAUUACGGCGGUUUGGGAUAAAGGCAUGCGCGGGUGGGUUUGGUAUGUAGUGUUUUCUGUGAUUUGGUUAUCGGGGACUUUGUGGAUGGCAUUGCUUCCAAAGCACCGAGUUCCUAAGGUUUGGGGGGUUCCACUUGUUCCGUGGUUGCCUGCAUUGUCGAUUGGAAUUAAUGUUUUUCUCAUUGGGUCUCUGGGUUAUGUUGCAUUCUGGAGGUUUUUCAUUUGCACCGCAGUCAUGGUUCUCUACUAUUUGUUCGUCGGUGUACAUGCAACAUAUGAUGUAGCUCACCAGAUUGAACAAGAACCAAAAACUGAAGAGGGAAAUGAAAUCGCUAGUUAAGAGGUGCUAUGCUUGUCUACUAGUUGACGGUCGGUGUAGAUGCAGCAUAUGAUGUGGCUCAACAGAUUGAACAAGAACGAAGAACCGACAGUAUAUCUCUUAAGAGAAUUUGUGAGUAUAAGUUAUCGCGUUAGAUUGUCUAGUUUUCCAUAUCUUCAGCUUCGUUUUUCAUGUUGUUUUAGUUUCGAAUAAAGUUAAUGGGAACAAGGUAGUUUCUACGACGAAGGAAGUCAAGUUUCCACCAUAAAAUCAAAAUGUGUCCCAACCCGUUGUAUGCACAUCUACGGUCCCUUAAUUCUCCGACGCAGGAUUCACAAUGUCAAAUAUUGGCAUGAUUCUGUUUUCA